GAAAAUUACACAAAUGAGUGGAUGUGUGGAUCAUAUGUUAACACCCAAAUGCUUAAUUUUUGCUGAUUAAUAUUAUGCUCUUUCCACAUGAACAACACAACAUCACGCCUCUAUUUAUCUUCCCCCCUCAUUAUUUUCCUUGACACCUUUUAUUUUUCUCUCAGGCAUUAAAUCAAACACCAUGACUGCAUUAGCUGCUGCUUCAUCUUCCCCAUGGAUUCUCAGAAUUUCUCCCUCCAAAUCUUCAAGAUUCCAAUCCUGCCCUUCCCCUCGUGUGAUCUGCCGUGCAGGAUCUCAAUUCGAAUCGCAACCCGAAUCGAAUGACCUGAAUUUUAUUCUCCAUGAUGCAUUAGAUUCAUCAGGGAUUAACACCACAAGUGCUAGAGAUGCAAGAAAAGGAUUCAUGGCACAAAUUCAGAAAUUAACUGCUAUAGAGAGGGAGACAAGUAUUUGUAUUAAUAGACGUGUGGAUUUGGCUAAAACUGCACUUUGUAUUGGAGCUGAAGAUGAUUCAUUGAUUUCACAUUCUUCAGUUCCACUGCCUGUUGAUGCUUUUGUUGACAGAUUGUAUGAUCUUUCAAUGUCUUUUUGUUCCGACUCUGGCACUUCACUCAGUGCUUCUCCUGAGAAGUUUCUUGAUUCUUUGGAGAAGUUUUUGUUCAUCAAGAAGGGUUUUAGAAGAAACAGUGGAAAGUUUCAGUUAGACCAGCAGGCUUUAUAUCUUCAUUCUGUUCUGACUCAUAGAACGGGUUCAGCUGCUAUGCUUUCGAUUAUAUACUGUGAAAUCUUGAAGCUGCUCAGAAUGUGGUCUCUAAUAGAAUUCGACUGUGAACUUUUCUUUCCUCGUGAUCAUCUUGGUCUACCUAAAGGAUACCAUAAGCUGAAAAGUGCAGAGUCUGAUCACCCUCAUAUAAUGACUACGCAAACUUUGUUGGAGGAGAUUUUGGGUACUCUGAAGGAGACUUUCUGGCCAUUUCAGCACAAUCACUCUAAGAGUCCAUUUUUAAGGGCAGCAGAUGCUGCCAAUUGUAUUGACAGAUCAAUCACUGCUGAACAAAGUGGGUUUCAGCUGGCUUCUGCAAAGGCGGCCCAGCACAGGCUAGAUCGCGGUGUUUGGACCAGUGUACGCUUCGGUGAUAUGAGACGUGCUUUAUCUGCAUGUGAACGACUAAUAGCCAUAGAAUCUGAUCCAAAAGAAUUAAGAGAUUACAGUGUUCUUCUCUACCAUUGUGGAUUUUAUGAACAAUCUCUGCAAUAUCUCAAGUUAUAUAAAGAAAAAAAGAGUUCUUCAUUACAAAAGCUACCAUCUAAUGAGUCUAGCAUUCUCGAGGAGGAUGCUGUGGACAAAUUGAUGAUACGCCUUACCUUGAUAUCAAUGGAGGAAGGUUGGAGCAAGCCUUCACAAGUUAGAAAUUUUCUCGGAAAUAUUUCUGACCCGUGGUAGACUUAUACUGUUUCAGACAUAACAAAAAAAGCCUUAUGCUCUGUUGUCUCUAAGCGCAGUUUAAAACUCAAUCAUGUGAAGUAGAAAAAAGUAAUCUCCGAAAAGGUUGAAAUUAUAGAGAUUACCGGCAAUAGCAUGACCGGUUUCAAUGGAUGUUUGCAUACUGAAUUUUCUUGGGAGUGGAUUUGGAUCGCACGGAUGGAAGUAUGUUUUUGAUUCUUAACAGCCUCCUUUUGUCUUCUCUUUUGCAGAAGCUCAAGAUGCUAAGCUGGUAAUGUUUAGCAUUAUUUGUAAAUAGUUUGUAUGUGUAAGGUAUAACAGUACCUUCUUAUAUGACACUGUAAUGAAGAAAAAAUGUAAUAACAAUAAGUUAAAUUAAUCCAGUUUAUUUAAUAUAUUUAAUA
Mercurialis annua (annual mercury) is the source of this 1848-nucleotide messenger RNA. RefSeq lists its product as uncharacterized. The transcript is spliced from 8 exons. Lineage: Eukaryota; Viridiplantae; Streptophyta; Magnoliopsida; Malpighiales; Euphorbiaceae. The record is from RefSeq and is a predicted model, not a curated record. Bases 182 to 1444 code for a protein of 420 amino acids.